Molecule: messenger RNA, 2427 nt
Organism: Mercenaria mercenaria
Lineage: Eukaryota; Metazoa; Mollusca; Bivalvia; Venerida; Veneridae
Product: E3 ubiquitin-protein ligase parkin-like
Exons: 11
Coding region: 120-1436 (438 amino acids)
Biological process (GO): ubiquitin-dependent protein catabolic process; regulation of cellular response to oxidative stress; positive regulation of proteasomal ubiquitin-dependent protein catabolic process
Cellular component (GO): ubiquitin ligase complex; cytosol; mitochondrion
Molecular function (GO): ubiquitin protein ligase activity; ubiquitin conjugating enzyme binding; zinc ion binding
Source: RefSeq, a predicted model, not a curated record
UGAGAAAUUUGUAAUGUAUAUAUCUGUCACAGUUGAUUUUGGUGAGAAAACACCAUAAUUAAACAAACUGGACUUUUCUUCAUCAAAAAAUAAGAGCUAUAACAACUGAAAUUAAUAAAAUGUUAUUGUAUAAUUACUUGUCAGUUUUCCCGCAAAAUAUCCGCCAUUUUUCACACACAGAAAUGUCAACAUCACUUAAUAUUCAGUUGGCUAAAGAUAAACAUUUAAUGAUUGACAUCACAUGUGCGAUGCAAAUUCUUGACGUUAAAACCGAAAUCUCAAGGAAAACUGGCCUAAAUACUGAUGAGUUUGAUUUAAUUUUUUGUGGAAAGCUUUUAUCUGCAGAGGCGUCCUUGAAGGACUUGAAUCUUGGUCAGGGAAGUGUUCUUCACUUAUAUAGGGUUGGUGUAGUGGGACAGGCAAAGCCGUUACUGUCAGUGCGUCAGAAAGAUGAUACAGAUAAGAAGCGAUACCAGUAUUAUGUGUACUGUAAAAAAUGUGAUGGUUUAUUUCCCGGCAAGUUGAGAGUUAGGUGUUCAGAUUGCAUGCAGGGUGCAAUUCUUUUAGACAAGGAACCAUGUAACUGGGAUGAUGUACUGUUACCAGGGAGACUCAGUGGUCACUGUACAACUUGCAAUAAAACCAGCACUGCUCAAUUUUACUUUAAAUGUUGUGAACAUGACGGAGAGGAAGAAUGUGUACCAUUAAAGUAUAUACGUCCCAAUAGACGCUGUGUGGAGUGUGUUACCUGCACAGUAGACAGAGACAUGUUAUUCGUCAUAAGUUCCCUUAGGUAUCGUGCAGGACAAACAUGUAUCUGUGUAGAAUGCUUCAAAUCUUACGCUCGGGUUUCACUGGAUCAGAGAUCAUUCAUUGAGGAUGCUAACAUUGGAUAUUCUUUGCCUUGUCCAGUUGGUUGUGAAGAUUCUCUGAUGGAUGAUGUACACCACUUCAAACUGCUGGGAAAUAAACAGUAUGAACGCUACAAAGACUUUGGUGCUGAGGAAUGUCUGUUACAGUCUGGAGGUAUACUGUGUCCAAACACUGGCUGUGGAGAGGGUAUCAUAGUGGAAGAUGAUGCAAGAAAUGUGCAGUGUAGAACCUGUCACCUGGAAUUUUGCCGGCACUGUACACGGGAGAUUCACAGUGGAACUUGUCAGCCGGAUGAUGCCUCAGCUCGGGCAACUACGACAUUAAAUGUGGAUUCAGAGAGAGCUUUGAGGGCGAGAUGGGAAUCUGCGUCUAUGGAAACGAUACAGGAAACUACAAAAUCCUGUCCACAUUGUUCUGUCAAAACAGAGAGAAGUGGAGGUUGUAUGCACAUGAAGUGUAGCAGAUGUAGUAAGGACUGGUGCUGGCUCUGUGAGAAGGAAUGGACUAGAACUUGUCAAGGUGAUCACUGGUUUGGAGAGAUAGGCUUUGCUGAAAGAAGCUGAUGCUGUGGUAUGGACUGAUAGAAGCUCACCACAGAGCAAGGUCAGAAUGUAUUACAUAACCAGUUUACCUGGGAUAACUGUGAGGGUUGAAAUUGUAAACUUAGAAAGUUUGUGAACAUUCUGGGAACAAUUCUACAUAACAGUGUGUUACGUUACAGCAGCAGGUUGAGAUAUCUGUGUCUCGGUUUCUCAACGACAGUUGGAUAUAUUAAUGUAUUCACAUAUCAGUCAAAUUUUCCGACCAGUGUUACUGUAUUUAUGUUUCGGUGUAGAUCCUAUGUUCCUUAACUGCUGUGGAAGGAAUUCUGAAUAUUCAUGUUUUUGAUAAUACUGUUUUCUGUAUUUCAUUGGCUGAACAGAAAACUGUAAUAUCCCCUUCAUUUAAUUUAUGUUGCAACAGUUUUCUGCUCAACUCUUUAAGUAUAAAGUUUUUUGUGAUACUUUUAAGGGAUAUAUCUUUUUAGUGGUAUAUAAUAAUGUAUCCCUGAAUGGCUUUUCUAUAGAAUCUUUUUUAUGCCCCCGGCAUCUACUGAUGCGGGAGGCAUAUAGUGAUUGUCCUGUCUGUUCGUCUGUCUGUACGAGGUUAACCAAAUGGGACCAUUUCGUCUAGCAUCAAUACCUCUUACUAGAAUUACUUGAUACUAAUGCAGAUGUAACCUGUGACCAUUCCUCAUCUUCAGACAUCACCUGACCUCAGUUUGACCUUGAAUUUGGCCUCGUUUUGGACUUAGGUUGCUUUGUAUCGACAAGGAUGCCACCGGGGGCAUCAAGCGUUUAUUGAACGCAGCUCCUUGUUUAAUCUAGUAUAUUCUGAAUACAGUGAGUGGCGAUUGUGAAUGGUUUCUGGAUUCAGUUAUUUGUAACUUGUCUAUUUUUAAUGUAUACAUUAUGUGUGUGUUUUGUGUUAACAGUUAUAUACACCAAAGGUUGCCGUUUGUGAAUCCCAACUUUUCAUGUUCUUUUUUAUGAUGAAUUAUAUUUUGAAAACGUU